AUGCCACCAGGAGCAGUGGCCCCAGCUUCCUCCAUCACAGCUGCAGCAGGGGUUGGGGGUAGGGGUGUCCAGGGAAGGUUUUUGUAUAGGUCUGUGUCACAGCAUUGGGUGUUCGGUGAGGGGACGAAGCUGACCAUCCUAGGUCAGCCCAAGGCUGCCCCCUCGGUCACUCUCUUCCCGCCCUCCUCUGAGGAGCUGCAAGCCAACAAGGCCACACUAGUGUGUCUGAUCAGUGACUUCUACCCGGGAGCCGUGGAAGUGGCCUGGAAGGCAGAUGGCAGCGCUGUCAACGCGGGAGUGGAGACCACCAAACCCUCCAAACAGAGCAACAACAAGUACGCGGCCAGCAGCUACCUGAGCCUGACGUCCGACCAGUGGAAGUCCCACAAGAGCUACAGCUGCCAGGUCACGCACGAAGGGAGCACCGUGGAGAAGACAGUGGCCCCUGCAGAAUGUUCAUAGGUUCCCACCCCUCACCCCAUCCACGGGGGCCUGGAGCUGCAGGAUCCCAGGAGAGGGGUCUCUCCUCCCACCUCAAGGCAUCCAGCCCUUCUCCCUGCACUCAAGAAACCUUCAAUAAAUAUCUUCAGUCAACCA
This is a messenger RNA of Mandrillus leucophaeus (drill), 597 nucleotides long. RefSeq names its product immunoglobulin lambda-like polypeptide 5 (gene IGLL5). Gene Ontology annotation, biological process: immunoglobulin production involved in immunoglobulin-mediated immune response; peptide antigen assembly with MHC class II protein complex; antigen processing and presentation of exogenous peptide antigen via MHC class II. Gene Ontology annotation, molecular function: MHC class II protein complex binding. The transcript has 2 exons. The coding region runs from base 1 to 462 and encodes 153 amino acids. The record is from RefSeq and is a predicted model, not a curated record. Gene Ontology annotation, cellular component: MHC class II protein complex. NCBI's taxonomy places the organism in Eukaryota, Metazoa, Chordata, Mammalia, Primates, Cercopithecidae.